UCUUGUUUGACGAGACUGGCUGAUUAGGCAAAAUUCGAUAUUUUUGGGGGCGGGUAAUACUAUCCCAUUUAAAUCGUUCUUUUUUAACAAAUAAUACUAUCCCUAAUUUUGUAUUUGGAAUGCAAACCAAAGUGUGGAAUAUUUUCCUAGUGUCCCUCAAAUAGACUGAAUAUUGAUGGUUCUUUGGAAAGUGCUCUUCUGUCUACCUUAAGUUGUUUGAAUGACCAACAUUUUUAACCGAAGGGUAGGGAAUGAAUAGUUAAUUAUAAACGUCAAUAGAAGGGGUUUUCGAGCUCAAAAAGUAAGCUAUGGACAUUCGGCACUUUAAAUGCUCCAUGGUAUUCGCUAUCGCAUAUCAUAUCUGAUAGCGCCUUUUUUCGUUUGCGGCCCAGUGUUACCCUUGCGCUCAAAUGGAAUGCCAAUAUCUGACAAUCAUGGGGAGACAUUAAUGCCAAUGUUUUUUCGAGAUAAGGCUUGUAGUGGUUUGAGGUUAGCCCCCUCAAUUCGCUCCACCGACUCUCUGUCGACUGAGCUAUCGACGCGAAAAACAUUUCCUCUAUCUCUGGGAGACACUAAGAGUUUACACUUCCCGGCUUAAGCCUCGCAACCUCCUCGAUUCACACGCUGAAGAAGAUCGUUUGCUCGACUUUGGGUGACGAGGAAGAGAGUAAUUAUCCGUAAAAAACAGAUUACGACAGACGGGCGGAACUUUCUGUUCCGGCAAACGCAUGGUUAACAGUUUUGUCGACAGUGUUAUUGGAUUAUUUUAAUGCAGGCCAAAUAUUGCUGACAAAUUGAGUAUCCGGAAUUGUUACAAAGAUUUGCCGUCAAGUACCGGAUAAAGUAAUAUAUCCCGGUUGGCACGCUAGACUUUGUGAGAAUUAGUCGUGGUGUGUUACAUGGCGCGCUAGACUCUGUAAGUGCAUCGCUAAUUCAGUCGUAGUGUUACAGGUUUGUGAGAGCUCCUUCGAGUCAGUCGAAGUUGUUACAGAUCGGCACGGUGAACGCUGCGAGCACUUUUUCUUUUGAACAUGAAUAUUACUAACUAUACGUUCGCUAACGUAUCUGCGGGAGUACCCAGAAUACCGCCGCUUGACAUGACCUCGACAGAGCGCAUCGCCAAGAUCGUGGUUUGCUUUGUCAUCAUCUUCACCGCGUUAGUCGGCAACGCCCUUAUAAUUGUCGUCGUGUGCCGUAACGCGAAUAUGCGUAAGACCAUCAACUACUUCAUCGUCAAUAUGGCCGUGUCCGACCUCGCUAUUCCCCUGUUCGUGUUGCCGAGGGUGAUCUCGGAGAACAUCACGAGUUACGAGUUCCUCCCUGAGUGGCGAGUGUCGGGCGCGGCGGGGGAGGCAUUGUGUAAACUCGUCUACUUCACCUCGGAUCUGUCGCCCGCCGUGUCCAUCCUCAGCCUAAUCUGCAUCACAUUGGACCGCUUCUGCGCGGUCGUGUUCCCGAUGAAGCGCACGCUGAUCACCUCGCGGGUCCGCGUUCUACUGAUCGUGUUCACCUGGCUCUUCUCGGCAGCGUUUCUCUCGCCCUCGUUCUACACCAUGCAGCUGGUUCGCUCCCCCAGGUUACACACCUUGCACUGUCUGAUGCGAUGGAGUCAGGACCGCGUGCGGCACGUCGCUAUCCACCGCGCGUACAUCACAGCAACUUGCGUCGUGUUCGUCAUCGUCCCCAUGGUGCUCCUCACAGGCAUGUACGUCGCCAUCAUGGUGGUGGUCCGGAUGGCCUUCCUCACGCGGCAAGUAAAGCAAGGCAGCGCGGCACAGCGCAGGCAGCAGGCCAACAAUAACCGGCUCUUGCGCCUCGCUGUGCUAACUGUCAUCUCGUUCACCGUGUGCUGGGGGCCGUACAACAUCUACCUUUUCUUGCAGAGCUUUGUGUGGAACUGGAAACCGCAGACUAACGGGCACGGCGCGCGCGUGCUGUCUGAUGUCGUGGUGUUUCUUACAUACUCCAACAGUAUGAUCAACCCGUGCCUUUACUUCGUGUUUAUUGAGAACUACAGGCGCGGCCUGAAGCGUGUGUUUACAGUCACACGCGAUGCUGAGAGCAGGAGCACAGUGCAGACCCGGCUCAUAGAGGGAUCAACCCGCGCGUCCACCCGCAAGAGAGUUUCUAAGCUCACUGCCGACAUCUCACUGGACGCCCUCGACAACCCUCCCGCCACCACAUCAUCAUCGGAGCCUCUCACCAUGCCAGCGAAAGAGCAUUUGCGCUCUUCCAAAACUCUAUAAGUGUCUCGUAGCACAGUCCUUGGCAUCGUCAUCGGAGCCUCUCACCAUGCAGCUCAUGCAGCUAGUAAACAGAAUUUUCGCUCUACCAAAACUCUCGUAGCGUAGUCCUCAAGCGAGCUACUAAGAAGAGCAUUACCGAAAAAGACCAUGCUUAGUACUUAUUUCAGACCAGUUUCAGAAAGUACAACGCACUUUUUCUAAAAAAGCGAAACUAAUUUUAGCUAUUCAAGUUAUAACACAUCCACGAACGGAUAAAUCGUGAAAUAUUUUUUACGCCGUGUUAUGGUUUGCCGUCCUCGCUCCUCUUAACAUACUAGCGCUAAGUAACUUUCUAGGAAGUGACUAAGUUGUAACCAUUAGCAAUAUCAUUUCACAUGAAAAAACACAAACCUAACAAGGGGGAUAUGUUCUAAUCACUCUGGGUAAAUAUUGCCGAAAUAUCAAUUUACAAACUUAUCUAUAUUCAUCUCGCACAUUCGAGUUAGGCAGCUUGGGGUUAGACAAUAGACAGAGGGGAUAAAAAACAUAUUAAAAAAAAAAGAAAUGGAUAGCCUUGGGAUUGUCAUGCAAAAAGUGAACAAGAAGGAUUUCUAAAGUGAUGAGUAGAAACAAUAUCGAAUUGCUUCUACUUCAUUUUCAUGAAUACAAAGGAAGUAAAUGAAAUAAUGUUAAAGUUACACUAAUACUAAAAAAAAUAUAUCAAUAGACGCAUCCGGAUAUUAAACAUGGUCGCCAUGGACAA
Messenger RNA from Nematostella vectensis (starlet sea anemone), 2988 nucleotides. Its product is annotated as QRFP-like peptide receptor. NCBI's taxonomy places the organism in Eukaryota, Metazoa, Cnidaria, Anthozoa, Actiniaria, Edwardsiidae. Bases 1032 to 2246 code for a protein of 404 amino acids. Gene Ontology annotation, molecular function: G protein-coupled receptor activity. Gene Ontology annotation, cellular component: membrane. The transcript has a single exon. Gene Ontology annotation, biological process: G protein-coupled receptor signaling pathway. The record is from RefSeq and is a predicted model, not a curated record.